Phytophthora infestans T30-4 is the source of this 369-nucleotide messenger RNA. Its product is annotated as secreted RxLR effector peptide protein, putative. NCBI's taxonomy places the organism in Eukaryota, Oomycota, Peronosporomycetes, Peronosporales, Peronosporaceae. Bases 1 to 369 code for a protein of 122 amino acids. The record is from RefSeq and is a predicted model, not a curated record. The transcript has a single exon.
AUGCGCCUCGCCUACUUCCUUGCUGCGGUUAUCGCGACGACUCUCCAUGUUAGCAGCUCCGCACUUCUUACCGAAAAGAGGCCCAAUCAGCUUACCCUCGAGAAUGUGAAAUCACCUGGUGUUGUUGAAACAACCAACCCGGAUGGCGAACGGCUUUUGCGUCGGGUUAGCAAUGCUGAUGCAGACGAAGCCAAGGUGGAUAAAGAAGAGAGAUCCUUGAAAAAUUGGCUGAGCAAACAGGUUCCGUUUACAAAGGGCUGGAAACAGGCAAGAGAGACUGAAAAGGUGAAGAAGGCGGCAAAAGCAAAACAGAAACGGCUUAACAAAAUGAGACACGCGCAGGGUAAGCCGGAGAUCUAUAGGGCGUAA